UCGCGGGCUGGGCGCAGGCGGGGCCCGGCGCCCCCGCGCGUUGGGAGAGCCGCGUCCGCCUAGGGGAGGAUUGAGGGCCACCAGAUGGUGCUUCGGUCCCGUGGGCUCGAGGGUCGCCUUCGCACCUGCGCCUAACUCCACCCGCCCGAUUCACGGAAGGGGACACUGAGGCAGGACGCGGGCCUCCACUGGCCACUUCAGCGGCCAGAAGCAGAAUUCCGUGCCACCAGCUCUCUCUGCAGUCGCUCAGAACCGCCUACCCUGGCUUGGUCCUACCCUCAGAGCAAGCGAACCCCGAGGCGGAUUCAAGAACUCUGCGGCUUUCUGGGGUGGAGAGGGCCUGGCGGCACGGACUAGAGGCUGUGCGGCUCCGGGAGCCCCGCUGGAGGCUCCCCUCCCAGGCUCUGAUGCAAUCACAACCCAUCAUUUUGAAGAGAUCUUUCUGGUCUGAACAAGAUGCUUGUCACCUCCACUCAUGUUCUAGCAGCAAGAACUCAACCCCAGAGCAGUAUGUGACCUUGUGGUUACGACGCCAAGCCUGUGUCCCGUAUUGGAGCACCGGGUUUCGUUCCUGGCUCCGGCUCCUGAUUCCAGCUUCCUGCUAACCUGCACCCUGGGAGGCGGCAGUGAUAGCUCAAGUAAUUCUCUUCCUUCCACUCAUGUGGGAGUCCUGGAUUGACUUUCUGGAUCCUGGUUUAGGAUUGGCGGAGGCAUGGCCAUUGUGGGCAUCUGGGACAUGAAUCAGAAGAGGAGAACUCUCUCUUUCUCUGCGGCUCAAAUAAGUGGAAAAAAAACCCAAACAAACAAAAAAAAGGACUCAAUCACAAGGUCAUACCUAAUCUCAAAGGAUUCUGGGAACUAUAAAUGCCAAGAGCAUUGGGAAAUAAAGCCCAGCCCAUGACCAGACGAAGAGGAAGUAGAAACAAUGAUCAUUAACCAAUGCCACCCUGACCAUGCCAGCUUCAUAGAGGCCCCCGUGGAGUCAGUGCCAGCCCUGCUCUCUCUCUCAUUUGAUUGACUGUCAGCAGUGGUGGUGCAGAUGAAAGGGUGCCUGCCCCUGGCCACGUGACUCUAGGGCCUUCGCACCUCCUGAGGCAUGGCGUGUCCGUGGUGGAGAGUGGGCUUUGGCGCCUGUCUCCUGAAAAGGCAGCUGAGCCGUGGGCCCAGUGUCAUCGGAUGGGAAAAGGGGGUAAUUCUAGGACUCAGCAGAAGUAUCUACAGCGCCACGGGAAAGUGGACCAAGGAGUACACGCUGCAGACAAGAAAGGAUGUUGAGAAAUGGUGGCAUCGGCGGAUACGCGAACAGCCGUCCAGUCUUUCAGAAACGGACUUGACAGUGAAGUGGCCUCCAGCAGAUCCUUCAGGAGGUGUCAUGGGAGAGGUUGUCAUGGGAGAUGACCCUGAAAACCUGUCAGGAGAACAGGAUGUGCAGAAAUCAAAGCCCAAGUUUUACGUGCUCUCCAUGUUUCCUUACCCUUCUGGCAAGCUGCACAUGGGCCACGUCCGCGUCUACACCCUCAGCGACACCAUUGCGAGGUUCCAGAAGAUGAGAGGGAUGCAGGUCAUCAAUCCUAUGGGAUGGGAUGCAUUCGGAUUGCCUGCUGAGAACGCUGCAAUUGAGAGAAAUCUGCAUCCAGAAAGUUGGACACAGAGUAAUAUUAAGCACAUGAGGAAACAGCUGGAUCACCUGGGCCUCUGGUUCAGCUGGGAUAGGGAAGUAACUACGUGUCUGCCAGACUACUACAGAUGGACUCAGCACCUCUUUAUUAAACUCUAUGAAGCUGGACUGGCCUAUCAAAAGGAGGCCCUGGUUAACUGGGACCCAGUGGACCAAACAGUGCUUGCCAACGAGCAGGUGGAUGAACACGGCUGUUCGUGGCGUUCCGGGGCGAAGGUGGAACAGAAGUACCUCCGACAGUGGUUUAUUAAAACAACUGCUUAUGCGAAGGCCAUGAAGGACGCCUUGGCAGACCUUCCCGAAUGGUAUGGAAUCAGGGGCAUGCAAGCCCACUGGAUCGGAGACUGUGUGGGCUGCCACCUGGACUUCACGUUAAAGGUUGAUGGGCAAGCCACAGGAGAAAAGCUGACCGCCUACACGGCCUCCCCCGAGGCUAUUUAUGGUGCAUCCCACGUGGCCAUCUCCCCCAGCCACCGGCUCCUGCACGGGCACAGCGGCCUGAAGGAAGCCCUGCAGAAGGCGCUUGUCCCUGGCAGAGAUUGCCUCACACCUGUGAUGGCUGUGAACAUGCUCACCCAGCAGGAAGUCCCUGUCGUCAUCACGGCCAGCGCUGACUUCGAAGGCUCUCUGGAUUCAAAAAUAGGAAUUCCCAGCACGAGCUCAGAGGACAGGAUGCUAGCCCACGCCUUGGGCCUACCCUACUCUGAAGUCAUUGAGACUUUGCCGGACGGCACAGAGAGACUGAGCCACUCUGCUGAGUUCACAGGUAUGAGCCGGCAGGAUGCUUUCCUGGCCCUGACUCAGAAAGCCCGGGAGAAGAGAGUGGGAGGAGACGUGACAAGUGACAAACUGAAAGACUGGCUGAUCUCACGGCAGCGCUACUGGGGCACGCCGAUCCCCAUUGUCCACUGCCCGGCCUGCGGCCCCGUGCCUGUGCCCCUGGAGGACUUGCCCGUGACCUUGCCCAGCAUCACGGCCUUCACCGGCAAGGGUGGCUCCCCACUGGCCACGGCCACAGAGUGGGUGAACUGCUCCUGCCCCAGGUGCAAGGGAGCAGCCAGGAGAGAGACGGACACGAUGGAUACCUUUGUUGAUUCCGCAUGGUACUACUUCCGGUACACUGACCCUCAGAAUCCGCACAGCCCUUUUGAUGCGGCGUCGGCAGAUUACUGGAUGCCUGUGGAUUUGUACAUUGGAGGGAAAGAACAUGCUGUCAUGCACUUGUUCUAUGCACGAUUCUUCAGUCAUUUUUGCCACGAUCAGAACAUGGUGAAACACAGAGAGCCAUUCCGAAAGCUGCUGGCCCAAGGCCUUAUCAAGGGCCAGACGUUCCGCCUGCCGUCUGGACAGUACCUGCAGAGGGAGGAAGUCGAUCUCACAGGUUCUGUGCCUGUGCAUGCGAGGACCAGAGCACAGGUGGAGGUGACGUGGGAGAAGAUGAGCAAGUCGAGACACAAUGGCGUGGACCCUGAGGAGGUGGUGCAGCAGUACGGCCUCGACACCAUCCGGCUCUACCUCCUGUUCGCCGCCCCUCCGGAGAAGGACAUCUUAUGGGACGUGAAGACCGACGCCCUCCCCGGGGUGCUGAGAUGGCAGCAGCGCCUGUGGGCCUUGGCCACCCGCUUCAUCGAGGCCAGGACUUCUGGGAAGGCGCCGCAGCCGCAGCUGCUGAGUCAGGAGCAGAAAGCCGAGGCCCGGAGGCUGUGGGAGUACAAGAACGCCGUCAUCUCUCAGGUGACCGGCCACUUCACAGAGGACCUCUCGCUGAAUUCUGCGGUUUCUCAGCUCAUGGGGCUCACCGCUGCCCUCAUGCAAGCCUCGCAGAGCGUCGUGCACCACAGCCCUGAGUUCGAGGACGCCCUGGGUGCCCUGGUGGUGAUGGCCGCCCCGAUGGCCCCGCACAUAGCCUCAGAGCUCUGGGCAGGCCUGGCGCUGGUGCCAACGAAGCUCUGUGCCCACUAUGCCUGGGACACGGACGUGCUGCUCCAGGCGUGGCCAGCCGUGGACCCACAGUUCCUGCAGCAGCCUGACGUCGUGCAGAUGGUGGUCCUGAUCAACAACAAAGCCUGCGGCAAAGUCCCUGUGCCCCAGCAAGUGGCCCAGGACCAGGACAAAGUCCGUGAACUUGUUCUCCAAAGUGAGCUGGGUGCCAGGCUCCUGCAGGGGCGAAGCAUCAAGAAGGCCUUCCUCUCCCCCAGGACUGCUCUCAUCAGCUUCCUGGUGCAAGAGUGACGGCGGGGGCUACGGCUACCACAGGGGCUUCAGCAGCCGCCUUCCCAGCCUGGGAAGGGGGAAGGAUUCUGCUGGCCUAGGGGAGGGAAGAGACCACAGUAUUCAAGACAGCUGGGCAGGGGCAGGAAGGAGAGAAGAGAAGCAAACAGGAAGCACAGUGCCCCUCCAGCCCUGCUUGGGAGCGUGAGGUUACGCUGAGAACCCAGGCAGGCUCAGGAGCGGUGCACCAGUCACCAAGCCUCCGGUGCAGCGGGAGCGGCUCCUGGCCUCAGGCUGGAUGAGAGAGCCAGUGGGCAUGCGUUCAACCGUCCACAUGUGGGGUCGGACACUGGAUCUUCAGAAGCUGCUCAGAACCCACAAGCCAGAGGAGCCGCUCCCUCUGCGUGUGUCCCUACAUGGGCUCCCGGCACCGUUCCCUGUGAGAUGUGCCCACCAGGCCUGACACGAUGCCGACAGAGGAGCGUGGAGCACUACUUCAGAACGGGAAGGAGCAGCGUCGUAGCCGCCUCCUGGGUGUGACACGUGCUGGCGGCAGGCUGCCAGUCCCCAGUCCCAGAGCCCCAGCACAGCCCCACACGGAGGCGAGCCCAGACGGCCCAUGUGGGCCCCAGACGGCAGUGACACCAUCAUGGACGCAGCUCCCAGAGACAGUCGUGAAGAAAGCGGAAUUGACCAGAGCGGGGCGGGUGCCACCCAGACGGCGCCUCCUGCGUCCCAGCCGCUGUGGUGUGGCUGCGGCGGAGACAGCCUGGGGCGGACCCACGUCAGCCGUGUACCGGGCUAGUCCUGGGCUUCUGUCAAGUCAGCAGACCGGGGAAGGGAGGGAGAAGCCAGCCGCUUUGUGAUGCUAAAAACCUUUGUUCCUGCAACAGCCUCAGAUGGGGUCCCCGCGGCCCAGCACGUAACAGAUGACUUGAGAGCAGUCAGUGUUGAUCACCUGUGACGCUGGGCCCCGUGUGUGAUCUGGAAUAAAGGCGUUCAGGAGCAGCCGGAGGUAUUCCAUCAUCGCAGACGCGCUGGCUGUGUGCCAGGCUCCUGUGGCGCACAUGGCCCUCGCUCCGGAGCUUCCUCCAUGCUAGCCGGCAGUGGUUGAGCCGUACCAGCGAUGAGUUCAGUGGUUCCCAGACUUGGCUCAAACGUUCUGUGUGUGGUCCCCACACCCAGAAAUUCGAAUGUAAUUGGUCUGGCAUGUGGCUUGGGCAUCAGGGAAUCUUGGGAACUCCACAGGGGGGGCCAGUGUUGUGGUGCAGUGGGUGAAGCUGCCACUCAGGACACUGGCAUCCCAUAUCAGAGGCCACUUCAAAGCCCAGCUGUAGCUCCCUGCUGACGCGCUGGGAGGGCAGCAAGGGUGGCCCAGAUGCUUGGGUCCCUGCUACCCGUGGCCGAGGCUCAGGUGGAAUUCUUGAAUCCUGGCUCCAGCCUAGCCCAGACCUGGCCGUUGUGGCCAUUUAGGGGUAAACCAGCAGAUGGAAGAUCUCUUCCUCAUUCUGUCACUCUUUCAAAUAAAGAAACAAAUCUUUUAAGAAAAAAA
Molecule: messenger RNA, 5441 nt
Organism: Oryctolagus cuniculus (rabbit)
Lineage: Eukaryota; Metazoa; Chordata; Mammalia; Lagomorpha; Leporidae
Source: RefSeq, a predicted model, not a curated record